GUGACCGGUAAAGGAGGCCGUGUGGAAGACCUUUGGUCAAUGGAAUUAAACGGCAACAUGUACCAACCGAGCAGAUACAUGGACGUCUGUUUACUGUCCAGCUGGUGAACGUCAGAUGCCACGUACAUUGAUUAAAAAUCAGAAACGGAAGAGGUGAUGAAAAGGUGAUUCGUGGCCUGAGUGAAGAAAAGAAAGUCCAAUUGUACCACGUCCCUGCAGGCCUGGAGAAGUGUUUGUUUUUCGCAUUUCCUUUGGAUGAGCGGCACACGAGACGCCAGAGACUUGUCCAGAUUGGAAGUUGUCUUUACAUUUGUGGUGCAGUGAAGAAGAGGGAUUUCCUCAGCAGGGAUAUAUAGAGACCAACAGCACACGUGGAAAAAGGAGAGUAAAUAUAAAGGUAGUAAAGGGAAUAUGCGCAGCGAGAAAUAAAAUAGCAAUAAGAGAACUGCAGUGUAGCAUGCGGCCGGAGAGGACCAAUGAUGUGUGAAGGCGAUGGCACAGCAUUUUGAUGUGAAAGUAGAAGAGAGCAGUUUGUAUCAUUAAAGCAAUCAUCUGUUGAAAGAAAACCUGGAUGCAAUGAAAUAAAGAAUUUGAUGAUCAGGUGGAGAUCAUUCCAGUGUAUACCCAGAAACUUAAGUUUCUCAGUUGGUCAAUGAGCUGCCAACAACAAACACCCUGUGCUUGGUAAACUCUCUAUUGGUGAAUUAACAGCCAUGGCAGUUUGCUGAGUCAUUAAGAAACAUGUUGUACUAUGCAAUCUGAAGUCACAGGAUGGAUCAUUUUCCAGCAACAAACACAGCUUUAUUGAAACUUCACAAGGACAUCACAAGUAUGUUUCACUUUCAUUUUUAAGGAAUUGAAGCAGUAACUCGAUGUCGAAUGGUCCCUUGACAAACUACAUCCAAGUGAAAUGGUUUUGAGAGAUCAAUGAAGUGAAGAUCUCCAUGUCUGCAAGUGGAUUCUGAAGGGUAUUAUCUGUUUUGUCUCAUCAUUCAUGCCAUUCGUCUGACAAGGACGUUUGUGGAAGCUAAAUGCAUCUAAACCCACAGCAGCUUCUGUUAAUGGCUACAAAAUGAAGGCCCAAUUACAGAUAAUAGUUUUGUCAGCUAAGCUGAAAGAGAACAAGAGGAACUGGUUCGGGCCUAGUCCAUAUGUGGAGGUAGCCGUAGAUGGUCAGUCCAAAAAAACCGAGAAGUGCACCAACACACACAGCCCUAAAUGGAAGCAGCCCCUCACAGUAAUCGUUACCCCCUUCAGCAAGUUAAUUUUUCGUGUCUGGAGUCAUCAGACCCUCAAAGCAGACAUUUUGUUGGGAAUGGCAACUUUGGAAGUCAGUGAGACCCUUAAAUCGAACGACAUGAAGAUUCACGAGGUUAUCCGGACUCUGCCUCUGAGUACAGCUGUAGAUAGCAGUGACGUGGUUGGAGAUCUGUCUGUGUGUUUGGAUGGAAUGCAAGUGGAUCCUGAAACAUUUGCUUCUGAGGAACAGAAGCACAAUGGUCUACCAAAUAGGGAAUCCCACCAAGAGCCAGCUGGAAGAUCAAGUCGAGAUUCCUCACCCUCCAGUGACAAUGCUGAUGAUUCCUCUCUGCCCAAUGGUCAUGCUGUGGGAAGUAAAGGGUCCCCCUUAACUUCUACAGGUGCACUGAGACCCCCAAGGCCUCCCAGACCCCAGAGACCACCUCCUCCCUCUCCUCAGAGACCACACUCCACAGCCUCUUCUACUGGCUCUACUCCCACCCAUGGCAGUGGUGGUCCAAGUCCAGACUCAUCACCACGCUUAUGUGUAAACGGAGAGGCAGCAGGCCAGGGAUCAAACUCGGGGUCAGGGCCAGCCCUUAGAGUGAGCCCCACUCCCCGCCGAGUGUCCCCCAUCAACAACGGCCCACUUCCUCCUGGCUGGGAGCAGAGGGUGGAUCAGAAUGGUCGUAUCUAUUAUGUGGAUCACAUUGAGAAAAAGACCACCUGGGAGAGGCCUGAACCUUUGCCUCCUGGCUGGGAGCGUCGUGUGGACCCAAUGGGAAGAGUGUAUUAUGUGGAUCACAUUAGCCGGAGCACCACGUGGCAGCGGCCCACCGCAGAAUCUGUGAGGAAUUAUGAGGAGUGGCAGAACCAGCAGAGCCAGUUACAGGGAGCCAUGCAUCAAUUUAACCAGAGAUUUAUCUUUGGGCUACAGGAUCAGCUAGGGCCAGCUCCUAAUAAAGAGUUUGACCCGCUGGGUCCUUUACCACAGGGAUGGGAGAAGCGAACUGACACAAAUGGAAGAAUGUACUUUGUUCAUCAUCCUACACGUUCAACACAGUGGGAAGAUCCUCGUACUCAGGGGUUGUUGAACGAAAAGCCCCUGCCAGAAGGCUGGGAGAUGCGGUUCACAGUGGACGGGAUUCCAUAUUUUGUUGACCAUAACAGAAGAACAACCACCUACAUCGACCCUCGCACUGGCAAAUCCUCACUUGAGAAUGGCCCUCAGAUAACCUAUGUGCGUGACUUUAAAGCUAAAGUGCACUAUUUCCGCUUUUGGUGUCAGCAACUGGCAAGGCCUCAGCAUAUCAAAAUCCACGUCAGUCGCAAGACACUGUUCGAGGAUUCAUUUCAGCAGAUCAUGAGCAUUCAUCCACAUGAUCUAAGGCGAAGACUGUGGAUCAUCUUUCCAGGGGAGGAGGGACUGGACUAUGGAGGAGUAGCGCGGGAAUGGUUUUUCCUGUUGUCUCAUGAAGUUUUGAACCCCAUGUACUGUCUUUUUGAAUAUGCGGGUAAAGACAACUACUGUCUGCAGAUCAACCCUGCCUCGUCCAUAAACCCAGACCACCUCAAAUAUUUCAAGUUUAUCGGAAGAUUUAUUGCCAUGGCUUUGUUUCAUGGGAAAUUCAUAGACACCGGCUUCUCUCUGCCCUUCUAUAAGCGGAUCUUAAACAAGCCUCUGGCUCUGAAAGACCUGGAAUCCAUUGACCCUGAGUUUUACAACUCUCUGAUCUGGAUCAAGGAGAACAAUUUGGAGGAGUGUGGGCUGGAGAUGUAUUUCUCAGUGGAUAAGGAGAUCUUGGGCGAGAUCACAACUCAUGAGCUGAAGCCAGACGGUGGAAACAUUCUUGUAACAGAGGAAAAUAAGGAGGAGUAUAUCAGACUGGUGGCAGAGUGGAGGUUAUCCAGGGGCGUUGAGGAACAGACUCAAGCUUUCUUUGAAGGUUUUAAUGAAGUCCUGCCUCAGCAAUACCUGCAGUACUUUGAUGCCAAAGAGCUGGAGGUGAUGCUGUGUGGAAUGCAGGAAAUUGAUCUUUCAGACUGGCAGAGGAACACAAUCUACAGACAUUAUGCUCGCAGCAGCAAGCAGAUUAUCUGGUUCUGGCAGUUUAUAAAAGAAAUGGACAAUGAGAAGAGGAUGCGUUUGCUGCAGUUUGUGACUGGGACUUGCAGGCUUCCUGUUGGGGGGUUUACCGACCUCAUGGGAAGCAAUGGGCCACAAAAAUUCUGCAUUGAGAAAGUGGGAAAAGAGAACUGGCUUCCAAGGAGCCACACAUGUUUCAACCGUUUGGAUCUUCCUCCCUAUAAGAGCUACGAGCAACUCAAAGAAAAGUUGAUGUUUGCCAUCGAAGAGACGGAAGGCUUCGGCCAAGAGUGAUGCGUACAUCUGCACUCCUGCAUGUCCUUUGCACGUCUCCAUGGCAGCAGUUUACCAUUCAGACUUUCCUGAGAGAAUGCUGCUGAAAUGAAUGAAAGAGAAAGUUGAUGUGAGGAAAGAAAGAUUCUUGAAAACUCAAUUUCUUCAUCACAUUACUUAGGCUCACAUUUCCCCCCUGAUUUGAGAUGCAUUGUUUGACAUUUCACUCCUUCGUAAUAAUGCUGCCUUUGUUAUUCAUCUAUGCACCAAAAUCCCUGGGCUUAAAUAAACGCAUCCUCACUUAAGACAUACACACAGACCCUGUCCAGGAUAUGCACUCUGGUUGCCUGGAUUCAUGAUUAGUAUCCUACAGGACUGUUUUUGUUUUGUUUGUUUUAACUUUACACGUGUCUCAUUUACAGUUGGGCACUUACUUAUAUGUAAGUACAUAUAAGUAAUAUACAGCAAAUAUAAUAGCUCGACUGUGUUAUAUUUAGUUUUAUUUUUUAUUCAUAAUACUUUAUGGGCCAUUAAUUAUUUUUGUAGGUGAGUGAGUCUGCUAAAUUUUUGAAUUCUGAUGAGAAGGUUAUCAUACUGGUAAUCCACUUUGAGAUAUCAGCUAAGGAAAUUAUCUAAAGAGGUAAUGGCAUAUAAGCAUAUGUAAAUGGCUUACAAUCCAAGAAUAGUGAUUAGUAGUUCUACACUCCUAAAAAGAAUAAGCAUCAAGUUUUAAUCUCCACAUGACUGGAACAAAAUUUCCUAUUUUAGAAAUGGCUGCAUGCUUUUAGUGCAAGUUAAGCCAUCUACUUUUGGUGAACCAAAUUAUCAGAACAUAUGAAAUAAGUUGGGUGUGAUGAUCCAAGUUCUUGUGUCUGAAAUGAAAUACAAGUCUCCUAUUUUUUGAAAACUUUUUUUUUUUUAAUGAGCAAGGCAGAAGAUGGAUUCCUAUAUUAAUACUAGGACCUACGUGUAAAAUGAGAUUUAAUGGUUAAUGCAAUUAUGCUUCAGUUUAGGAAAUAAAAGUAAUAGAAAAAAGGUUGAGUUCCAGUUUGACAGGGUUUUUUUCUCUCUGCAUCAUCAACCCCUGAAAUGUUCGGAAGUGAGCCUAUUUUUAUUAGAUGCACGUCUGACCAUGCACUUGUCACUUUCUGAGCAUGUUCUCAGCACAUUUAUAUUUCGGCAAAACUGUCCUAAAAAAGCUCUAUCCCUUUAAACAUCCUACCAGGCUUUAAUGUAAACAUCAAAUAAUAAAAUUACCAAUAAUCAUUUGCUUGGGCAUUUCAGAUCUUCUACUGCUCAGAGGUGCUUCAUUUGCAUCCAUAAUGUUUUCCUUUUACAUAAAUCGUCGGUCCGGUGUUUGCUUUAGGAAUUAGAAUCAUUUGAAAAAAUGCGAUGCACUGUAUAAAUAUUAUGUUAAUAUACUGUACAACUUCAAAAAGCUAAUUCUAUUCUGAUCACAUCUGUGUUCAAGAAACAUAAAUCAUUACAUUUCUUAAUAGAAAGGUUAGUAUAGCACUAGCUUUAACCCCUUAUAGAGGUAAUAAGAGAGCUUGAAACCUCUUUAAUAGGCUAUACAACACCCCCCUUCGCCCUCUAAACUGUGAGUCUGUGUCAUUUACGUCGGUGUUGUAGUACCUAUUUUCUUAAUUAGUUUUGUUCAUAAAACUAAUGGCUAUGCCUGAAUAAGUCAGGCUUGUUAACAUUAUUUCAUUGUAUCAGCACAUCAAUAAAUCAGACAAAUGCACUCCAGUUUGAAUGAUGUGUCUGUUUGAGAAUAAGUAAACAAAUGACCAAUCUGUGGAUUCCUGGCUAAUUACCAGAUUAACCGGCCUGACAUUAAAAUUAUGCAAAAUUACGAUAUCAUGUUAUGGUGUACAGUAAAUGGAUUGUUAUACUGAACUUUAAAUGAAUGAAAUGAUGUGAAAUCAACAAUUUAUUGUGUAAAAGUAGUAGUUCCUAUUUUUUAAAAGAGCUACUAUGUUCAGGAGUCUUUUUACUAUUGUUUUAAAAGUAUGGUUCAAAUUUAAAGAUGGCACAAUGCACAACUGACUGAAUAAUGUAUUUACCCCCUAGUUGAUAUUGAUUUAAAGAAUUCACAUAUCAAUAUUAAGAUUACUUCCUGUGAUCUGCAGAUAAUGAAGUCUAACUGUUCUGGGAUGAUUUGUCAUCAAAUCAUCUGAGAGCAAUUAGAGCUUCAUUAUCUGCAAAUAUCAGGACACAGUUAACGUUAUCAUGUCUUAAAAACUGUUGGAAAGCAAGAUGUUUCAGACUGUUUCAUCUCUUCAUUUUAUUAUCUAACAAUGACAGUGUAAAUCUUGUAACAUUUAGCUUAUCUUUUAAUAAGUGGGUUUUAAUGUUAUUUUGAAUGAAUUUUAUUUUUCUUAUGUGAAUGUGUACAGUUGGUUGAUUCUUGUCAAAAUAUUCUGAAGAAUACUGAAGAAAUAAAUAUA
Molecule: messenger RNA, 6048 nt
Organism: Clarias gariepinus (North African catfish)
Lineage: Eukaryota; Metazoa; Chordata; Actinopteri; Siluriformes; Clariidae
Gene: itcha
Product: itchy E3 ubiquitin protein ligase a
Exons: 26
Coding region: 1073-3619 (848 amino acids)
Biological process (GO): protein K48-linked ubiquitination; protein K29-linked ubiquitination; ubiquitin-dependent protein catabolic process
Molecular function (GO): ubiquitin protein ligase activity; protein binding
Source: RefSeq, a predicted model, not a curated record